Molecule: messenger RNA, 5874 nt
Organism: Gallus gallus (chicken)
Lineage: Eukaryota; Metazoa; Chordata; Aves; Galliformes; Phasianidae
Gene: RPS6KB1
Product: ribosomal protein S6 kinase B1
Exons: 15
Coding region: 1380-2798 (472 amino acids)
Biological process (GO): lipid metabolic process; protein phosphorylation; cellular response to insulin stimulus
Molecular function (GO): protein serine/threonine kinase activity; ATP binding; phosphatidylinositol-4,5-bisphosphate phospholipase C activity
Source: RefSeq, a predicted model, not a curated record
CCCGGCUGCGGCCCGAGGAGCUCCGGCCCGGCAGCGCGGUGCCCUCAUCGGGGCCUCCGCCGCACCUCGCGGUGGCGGCGGUCGUGUUCUGGCGGAGCGUUUUUUCCCGAAAUCUUCGCGGUGGGUUUUGUAGCACGAGCGUGGCAGCGGGGUUUGGUGUCACAUGUGGGGACGUCAGUGUGGGGGGGACUCGUCUCUUUGGAGCUGUAUAAAGGGAUCGCUCUGGCGCCAAAAUCAAAAGCAAAGCUUUGAAAUGCUGUCCGGGGUCUGCACAGAUCCACGCGUGUGCCCAUCUCACGCGUCCCUGGAUGGGUCACUUUGUGAUCUGUAGUUUGUUUUUCUAUAACACUCAUUUAGCUGCUGUUAAGGCCUUCGAGUACCUUAUUGCAAGGUCGCUGUUAGUAUUUCUCUAGUGCUACCGUUGCUUUUUUAUGUUGUUUUAUAUAUUCCAUGUUUGCUACUGCUUAAAAUAUUGCUGUAUUCAUGCUGUGCUGUUUGAAUACUGGCUGGAGUCCUUGGGAUUAGCAGACACCCCAAAGCGCAGCUGGAAUACUCACACUGCAUGUGAGCCGCAGAGAUGUGGUCGGACAACUGAGGGCAUGGCAGUUCUCAGGAUGCAGGAGAAGCACUGUCUGUCACCCCAAUAAUCAAUUCAGGACCUGGCUUAUGAGUGUCAGUUGCAUCACAGCGCCUGCAUUGCCAAGAACAGGUUCUAAGGGGUGGCACAAAAAAUACUUGUGACCCAACUUCUGUGAAUACAAAUGCACGAUGGCAACCUACUGCAGUACUCAGGUGCCUUUUGGGAGAUUAGGAUGGACCUGAAGUUAAAAUGGAACUGGGGAGGGGAGAAUACAUGAGCAUCAGGAAAGUGUAAGGGAAAGGUGUUUUUUGUAGUGAUUAUGCAUAUCUUAGAAGGAUCUGAAGGGUGCUGAAAUUCUGCUGGGAAUGUGAUAGGUGUUUAUUCUGUUUGUUGAGUUGGUGGCUUUUUUGAACUUGUUCAUUGUUGUCUAAUGGUGGGGUCAAGGGCACAUUCAGCAGGUUCUGUUGUGAAACAGAUAUCAGGGGGCUGGAUUUCUCUAACAGACGUUAGCAAGGGGAUGUGAGCAAGCAAAUCUCUGUCCUGGAAUCAGACUUGAACUUCAGGACUCUGUGAUUGGCUGUGGAUUCCAAGCUAUAGUUUCAAGGCUGUUCCUCAGUAACUUGCAGUUGCUGUCUUAUGUAUAUAUUUUUAAAACUCAAAAUGUAACCUGUCAUGAUCUGAAGUUUGUUAGAAGCUUGCCUGUUAAAUUCUAUUUGUAUUCCUUCCAGCUGCCUGCUUGCUUUGCACUUUUUCUGCCAUGUAGAGCCACAUUUAGAAAGAGGGUCAGUUAAGUGAGAGCAUGGACCAUGGAGGAGUUGGCCAAUAUGACCUUGGCAUGGAACAUUGUGAAAAAUUUGAGAUUUCAGAAACUAGUGUAAACAGAGGUCCAGAAAAGAUCCGACCGGAGUGCUUUGAGUUACUGCGCGUACUGGGCAAAGGUGGCUAUGGAAAGGUAUUUCAAGUACGAAAAGUAACUGGAGCAAAUACUGGGAAAAUUUUUGCCAUGAAAGUUCUUAAAAAGGCAAUGAUUGUAAGGAAUGCAAAAGAUACAGCUCACACAAAAGCAGAGCGGAAUAUACUAGAGGAAGUGAAACAUCCCUUCAUUGUAGACUUAAUUUAUGCCUUUCAGACUGGUGGAAAACUCUACCUCAUCCUUGAGUAUCUCAGCGGAGGAGAACUAUUUAUGCAGUUAGAGAGAGAAGGGAUAUUUAUGGAAGACACGGCUUGCUUUUACCUAGCAGAAAUCUCAAUGGCACUGGGGCACUUGCAUCAAAAAGGAAUCAUUUAUCGUGAUCUGAAGCCAGAAAAUAUCAUGCUUAAUCAUCAAGGUCAUGUAAAAUUGACAGACUUCGGAUUAUGUAAAGAAUCAAUUCAUGAUGGAACAGUCACACACACGUUCUGUGGAACAAUUGAAUACAUGGCCCCUGAAAUCUUGAUGAGGAGUGGGCAUAAUCGUGCUGUGGACUGGUGGAGUUUGGGGGCAUUAAUGUAUGACAUGCUGACUGGAGCACCUCCUUUCACCGGGGAGAACAGGAAGAAAACAAUUGACAAGAUUCUCAAGUGUAAACUCAAUUUGCCUCCCUACCUCACACAAGAAGCCAGAGAUCUGCUUAAAAAGCUGCUAAAAAGAAACGCUGCCUCACGUCUAGGAGCUGGUCCUGGAGAUGCUGGAGAAGUUCAGGCUCACCCGUUCUUCAGACACAUUAACUGGGAUGAGCUGUUGGCACGAAAGGUGGAACCUCCUUUUAAGCCCUUAUUGCAAUCUGAAGAGGAUGUGAGCCAGUUUGAUUCAAAGUUUACACGUCAGACACCUGUUGAUAGCCCAGAUGACUCUACUCUCAGUGAAAGUGCCAACCAGGUCUUUCUGGGUUUUACGUAUGUGGCUCCAUCUGUACUUGAAAGUGUAAAAGAGAAAUUUUCUUUUGAACCAAAAAUUCGAUCACCUCGCAGAUUCAUAGGUAGCCCUAGGACACCAGUCAGCCCUGUAAAGUUUUCCCCUGGGGAAUUCUGGGGAAGAGGUGCUUCUGCCAGCGCAUCAAAUACUCAGACACCUGUGGAAUAUCCAAUGGAGACCAGUGGAAUAGAACAAAUGGAUGUGACAGUUUGUGGAGAGGCUUCGGCACCGCUUCCAAUCCGACAACCAAACUCUGGGCCAUACAAAAAACAAGCUUUCCCCAUGAUUUCCAAACGACCAGAGCACUUGCGCAUGAAUCUAUGACAACACAAUUUUUUUAAGCCUUUGAAGGUGGAAAACAAAGAAUGGACAUAAGCCCCUUGAAGUUGAAAUAGGAGGGCUUGUUUGGUUUACUUUUAAAAAGUGACAGUAUCAAAGAGUCAGUCCUUGCACAGAGCAACUUGGAAAGCAAAGAGAAAUGGAUUUUUUUUUUUCUGUCAAUCAAUGGUGCAUAAAAAAACUUUAGAAAAUGGUAUUGCAGAACUCUAGGCACAUCAUCUAACUGAUUCGCAGUGACAUCUUCUCACCUUAUCAAGGAUUUUUCAGCUUGGUAGCUUGAAACUGACAGUAUUAAGGGGCAGGAUGUUGCUUCAGAAUCACUGGUCUAGUUGUGAAUGUGUCAGGGAGGGUUAGCCCUUUCACUAGGCAAAGUAUGAAAUGCCUAUAUGCUUGCGACCGAGGAAUAAUUAGCAUGCAAGCUUGGUUAAGCUGUUUCCUGCAAUGGGGUGGAAUCAAAGAUGAGAGAUAAAAUUAAUUGGUAUUUCACAUUCAAAACCGAAUGAGUUUUUUUUAUAUAUAUAUAAAAAAAUAUAUAUUUUUCGAAUAGAUUUUUUUGAUUCAGCUCAUUAUGGAAAGUAUCCCAAAAUUUAGAAUACGAAAUAAUUGGUUGCUGUGAAGAAAGUAAAGGCUCUAGUUCUGAUUCUCCUCAUGAAACAAAAAAUCAGUAAGCGAGUUACUCAAUUACCAGCUUGGCAACGCGGGGUGGGAAAGAACUGUUCCACUUGCUUACCCAACUGAAAUACCUGUUCCUGCAAAGACGAAUGGAUCUAAUCAAAUCACAGUGCUGCUAUGUUCUAGGCUUAACUGGAAGCCAUGGGCUCAAAUACAUGUCCUGCUUAUUUCAUCCUUGUCCUCAGCAGACAUUUCACUGGGAAACAUCACUUUCGUAUAUGCCAGUCAUUUAGCUGGAGAUGGCUGAAUACAUUCAGAUUCUUACCCAUGUAAAAGGUUGGGAGAAAGUGCAUCUGAACACAAGGUCAGGAGGUGUGGCUGUACUUCCACAGGAAAUGUACGCAACAUCUACGUCAUGUAAGCAAGCAAACCUUUUUGUAACCAAUGGGUAAGAACUUCAGGAAAUUUUUUUAAAAUUUUUGCUUAUGGGAUGGACUUCCCUGCUGUUACAUAUUUCUAAAUUUGCAAAUUAUUUUUUUUUUCCUAUGCUGGGGCAAUAAAUUUGCUGAUUGUAUGAGGCUGAGGAAAACGUUAAACGGCCUUUCAGCGAAUGUCUUCCACAGUGGGUCAGAACUUCAGCAACUUAAUUUAGCAAACAUGUUCUAAGGACACUAUUUAUGUUUUUAAAAUUGUCACAAUCUGUACAAAUGGCUUACAGGUACAAAGAAUAAAAUAAAGGUAACUUUACCUUACUUAAUACUUCCUGCCUUAAAGAAAGCAUUUCCAUGAGCAUAGCUGGUGAAAGGGUUAAUAUCUGCAGAGCUUUACACUAGUUAGAGUGUGUAUGGUGUGUGCGUGUGUGUGUGUAUAUGAUCAUGCAACUGCAUACAAGUCCUGUCAUUUUUUGCCUGCCACACGUUGCAUUAUCUUUAGUCAAACUGUGCAAAGUCUACUUCUAGUGUUUCACAACAGUAGGGAUUUUUUAUAGAUUCUGCUUACUCUGUGUAUACUGAAUCUUUUUGAGCCAUAGGAUCCAAGCCAUAAGACUCUCUACACGUUGAAUCCGAUCAGAGUUUGCAAGCCAGAAGGAUUCAGUGAUAUCUCGUUGAUACGAAUAAAGAACCAACAAAAAAAGAUGCAUACGAUUGAGCAAAAAUUAGUAUUUCGUUUUCUUCCUGAUAAGCCUUUUGUUGGAGAAUUUCUUUUUUUAGUUUUGUAAGGAAAAUCAAGUUGCCUUCCAUUGACAUAAAUUGUACUGGAAGAUGGAUGUUUUUCAUUGGGCAAUAUGGCCGCUGGUGACACACUGUGGAACUGAAAUCAGAGUGCUUACGUGUGUGUAUAUUAUGCAUAUUUGCAAAGAGGCAACACUUCAAGCAAUGCCUGCUCUGUGUCACUUGUUAACAUAGGUUUCCUGCCGUGUUUACUGAGUAUAAAUGAACUUCGUUUAAUUUAAUCUUAUUUUUUGAGGCAGAUCUCUUGGUCCUAGUUACAGCUAACAGUUCCUUUUUGGUUGGCUGGAUAGAGCUGUCCAGUAGAGUUCGUUUGGUAUGGCUGGCAAGAAUGGCAAGAGUUGUUUGUCUGAGUUCACUGCUUAAUUACAGAUACAGUUGAUCACUUUUAAAAGGAAAUUUCAUAUCCUGUCCAUGUUUCAUCCCAUAGAUUGUAAGUUUUAAUUCCCUACCAUGACUGUGAAACUUCUGGAGUGUGACUCAGACAGCAAGCACACACUAUGCAAUAUGGUUUAUCCUGUAUUUAUUUGUAAAAAAUAUCAGACAUAGAUCCUCUAUAUAUAUAUAGUAGUGUCAAAAUGACUAGUCUCGACCUGAGGGGAGUGGAGUUCUAGCUCCUGUCUGGCUAUUUCAGAUAAGUGCAGAAUGCAUUGAAUAUUGGAGAGCUUAACAAGUGCUUUCUUUUGUUCAUUUAAAAAUGUCUUAAAUUUUUCAUUAGAGUAUAGAAUCUUAUUUUUUUUAUUUUGUACAAGCUGCGCUUUUUUAAUUAUAAUCACUGAAAAAUUCACUAUAAUUUGAUUUUAUAGAAUUUUUGUAGCAUUACAAAAAUAUAGUAAAACUGAGGUUAAUACCUGUUUUGGCUAACCAUAUGAAAGUAUUAAAUCUUAAACUUGAACAAAAGUCGUAUUUUUUUUUACUAGAUGUUAAAUAGGGCAAUAUUUUGUUCUGCGAGGCGUUACCACAAAAGGUUUCUAAUAGGUCAGCUGCAUUACCAGCAGUUUUUCUUUUCCCAUUUAAUGCAGAAAUCAUUCUGGUAUGAGAUAUUCAGAAUUCCAUCCUUUUUCUCUGUGGGAGUGAUGCAUACAUUUGAUGCCAUUUGUGUACUAAAUUGUAAUUUUGGGAAUGCUGGAAUAAUUCCUACCAAGACUGUCUUAAUUGUGCCAUCUGACAUCUGAAUGUCAUCCUGGUAUUAGCUCAUAAUAAAAGAUACAAAUAAAUGA